UACUGAAACAACCCCGGUGUUGAAUGUAACGAUGUAGCCCAGCCUCAUUCACUAUCACUCACUGCUCCACGACAUCUCGAUGUGUUAAUUCAGCUGGACCGUUUUCUGCUGGCUUUCACUGAUGUGUAUGUCUCCUAGACAGAGGUUGUGGAAUGCUGCUGGACGAGACUCCGCUCUUUGAGCCCUCUCUGCUUCAGGAGUUGGACUGGAGCUGCAACACUGUCCCCUUCUCUCCCCUGAUCUCACCGUCCAAUCCAGGAGAAGGCCUGGUGCUCAGGCCACUCUGCACAGCAGAUUUUAACAGAGGAUUCUUCAAGGUUUUAUCCCAACUUACCCAGACUGGAGAUGUAACCCCGGAGCAUUUUAUCAAUAAAUUCAAGCACAUGAAGACAACAGGGGACUAUUAUGUUGUUGUGGUGGAGGACACAAAUCUGGGUCAAAUCGUUGCCACAGCCACGCUCAUCGUCGAACACAAGUUCAUCCACUCUUGUGCCAAGCGGGGUCGGGUGGAGGAGGUUGUAGUCAGCGAUGUGUGCCGUGGGAAGCAGCUGGGGAAACUGUUAGUGUCAGUGCUCACUCUUCUCAGCAAAAAACUGAACUGCUAUAAAAUCACUCUAGAAUGUGCACCCAAAAAUGUGGCUUUCUACCAAAAAUUUGGCUACGGUGCUUCAGAUGAGACAUACAUGCAGUGCAGAUUCUUCGACUGAGGCUGCAGCUUGAAACCCUGGUUCAUGGACCGUUUCUACAAAUGACAUCAGCACUUGUUAUGAUGGUCUUAAGCACCGGGGAAAAUCCCUGGUGCUGAGUUUACGGUUGUGUUAUAAUUUAAUUAUAUGAGACCUUUUGAUCUCAAAACACUUGAAUAUUUGUACAUUGAAACUAUGAAAUUUAUUCGCCCCUUUGGUAACCAGGGCUACCUCACCAGGGUGGACGUCUGCGGACAUUUCCCUUCACCCAGCUGAAGAAAUGCCAGUUACUGUAAAUUCAAUGUUGUUCCUUUGGUUUCACUGAAAACAGUUUCAUAUAAACCG
This is a messenger RNA of Nematolebias whitei (Rio pearlfish), 1031 nucleotides long. RefSeq names its product glucosamine-phosphate N-acetyltransferase 1 (gene gnpnat1). Gene Ontology annotation, cellular component: endoplasmic reticulum-Golgi intermediate compartment; Golgi apparatus; endoplasmic reticulum. The transcript is spliced from 6 exons. Lineage: Eukaryota; Metazoa; Chordata; Actinopteri; Cyprinodontiformes; Rivulidae. Gene Ontology annotation, biological process: UDP-N-acetylglucosamine biosynthetic process. The coding region runs from base 153 to 707 and encodes 184 amino acids. Gene Ontology annotation, molecular function: glucosamine 6-phosphate N-acetyltransferase activity; monosaccharide binding. The record is from RefSeq and is a predicted model, not a curated record.